This is a messenger RNA of Trichomonas vaginalis G3, 903 nucleotides long. Its product is annotated as glycine-rich protein family. The coding region runs from base 1 to 903 and encodes 300 amino acids. The record is from RefSeq and is a predicted model, not a curated record. The transcript has a single exon. Lineage: Eukaryota; Parabasalia; Trichomonadida; Trichomonadidae.
AUGUCAAAUGAAGUCCUUUAUUUCUUCAAUAGAUUUGUAAAAGUAUCGAAUGCAAAAAGUUCAAAAGUCUAUGAGAUACUUUCUAACCCGCGAAAAGUAUUCUUUGAAUACCCUUGCACUAGUCCAAUCGAUUGUUAUCCAUAUGAGAUCCACCUUUCUCCAGGCAAAUAUCUUCUUGAAGUUUGGGGCGCCCAAGGCUGCAAUGUAACUAAUGGGCGUCAAGAAGAUGUCGAAGGUGGAACUGACGGCCAUUCUGCUGGUGUUCUUAUCGUAACUAAUCCAAAAACUCUUUACCUACACCUUGGAGGUACCGCAAACACUUCUAACUAUUUUAAUCCGACAUAUAACGGCGGCGCAGGAGGCCGGAAUUUUGCAGACGGUUGCGGCGGUGGCGCGUCUGACUUCCGAACAUCUGGUGACCCCUGGAAUGAAAGCUUUGAUAGCCGUAUUUUGAUUGCUGGCGGCGGUGGGGGCUCUUUUGGAAAUGGACUCAUCCAUCAUGGUGGAAAAGGUGGUGGCCUGAAAGGUGGAAUGGAUUCUACUGGAAGGGCUGCUAUCGGAACUCAAGAUGGAUGUGAAGCGACUCAAUUUGAGAGAUGUGGCACCAAAGGAAUAGGUUACGGAGAUUGGUACGGGAGUGGGGGUGGAGGAAAGUUCGGAGGUGGGAACUACAAAAUAGCCUCUCCAUCUACAGGGAGCGGUGGUGGAGGUGGUUCUGGAGGAAUUGAUGGCGUUGUAAAUUAUAGUAUUUGGACUGCAGUGACUGAAUUUUCUGAGCAUCGAGGAUUUGGAACUGGAAGUAUUGCAUUAAUUGAGCGUUCACUCAUAUGCUCUAAUAACAUAUAUUAUUCACUACAUUCAUUUUCGGCUGAAACAUUGUAUGUUUUAAUCUCAUUAUCAUAA